GUUUGACCUCAAAGCGAGGGAAUUAUGAGAGUGAUGCUUGUCAAGGUCAAAUGUGUCAACAGAAUAACUAGAUUCUGUAUCGCAUUUAGACGGAAUUACAGCCUUCCCACAGAUUACUUUCAAAACAGCCUACCUAGUUUAAAGGUUCCACAACUUGAAAAAUCUUUGGAGAGAUAUAUAAAAUCGCAGGAAGCAAUUCUUAAUGAUUCAGAAUUACAGUACACAACAAAAGUUGUCUCUAAAUUUUCUCAAAGUAGAGGCCCUGUGUUACAGAAAUCCCUGGAGGACUUUGCUAAAUCCAAUCCUAACACAAGUUAUGUUGCAAAUAUGUGGUCUCGUAUGUACUUAUGUGACCGUCGGCCAGUGGUUUUAACUCAUAAUCCUGUUUUGUUGUUUAAGAAUACUGAAUUGGGUAAAGGCUAUGAUGAUCCUGCAAUUAGAUCGACGAAUCUUGUGUACAGUAUUCUUCGUUUCUAUAAAUUACUCUCUAAAAAUGAAUUAUCUCCACCGAUGUAUUGCCCAAAGAAAGAUUGGUCAAAGUCAUCAUUUUUUGAAAAAAUAAUCAGGUGUGUGCCACAGUCAUAUGCAUCCAAUGUUGCUCGUUGGUUUAAUGUUUAUCCACUGGAUACAAGUCAAUACAAAAAUAUGUUCUGCUCAACUCGUCUGCCUGGCAAUGAUUGUGAUCAACUAGUUAACUUUAGUCGAUCACAUCAUUUAUUGGUUAUUCACAAUGGACAUUAUUAUUACUUUGAUGUAUUAGAUGAUUGCGGUGAAAUUAUUCCCGCCAAUCUACUGUUGAGUAACCUUCAGUUUAUAUUAAAACAACUCAAGUUGACUAAUCCACCUCCACCAUCGAUUGGUGUGAUCACAGCAAUGCCACGUGAUAAAGCAUUUGUGGCACGUCAACGUUUAAUUGAUCUAGGCAAUCAAGUUUCAUUGAAUUUAAUCGACUCAGCAUUGUUUGUCUUGGCCUUAACAGAUGAAACAGCUGUCAAUCAUGUGAAUGCGUUGCCCGAAUUUCUAUCCGGUUCAUCAAAAUCCCGUUGGUUUGAUAAGAGUUUUAGUUUGUUGGUGAAUCAAUCUGGUUAUGCAGCUAUUAAUUUUGAGCAUAGUUGGGGUGAUGGGGUGACGAUUUCACGUUUAUUCACUGAUGUAUACAUCAAUUCUGAGAAGCAUCCAGUUGUAGAUCCUUCAAUGCUUAAAAAUACUGAUAGUCUACCAAAUCCAACUGUUAAACGUAUUGAAUGGAUAUUAGAUGAUGAUUUUGUACUGAAUAUUAUUCAGCCUAAUGAAUCACUGUAUAAUGCAUGGAGAGAUAAGCUAACAUUUAGUUGUGUAGACAAAAGAGAUUCAGUUAACAGGCGAUUGUGUAAAUCUGUUGGUUUAAGUCCUGACAGUAUAAUGCAAUUAUUAUUUCAGUUAGCUUAUGACGCUGUACAUAGUGAACGAGUUGCCACCUAUGAACCAUGCAGUACAUCAACUUUUAAACAUGGUCGCACUGAAACAAUUCGUUCAGCUACUGUAGAAACAAGUAAAUUUAUAGAUCUUAUGCAUAGGCAUAAGAGAUCUUUAUCCUCUUCACCUGAUACGCCUAUCGUGUCAAAUGAUAUCGUCUCUUCAGAUUUGUAUGCCUGCCUUCAAGCUUGUUCAACUAAACAUUCCAAUUGAUUAAAGAAGCUGCUGUUGGUCAAGGUUGGGAUAGACACUUGUAUGCCUUACGUCAGCUUGCCUUGAUUGAUUCACACGGUCCACUGCCUAGUCUGUUUCUUGAUCCCAGUUAUGAAAAAAUCAAUCAAUGUUUGAUUUGUACAAGUUCAUUGUCUACGCCUGGUCUUGCAAUGGGUGCAUUUGCAGCAGUCUGCCUAGAUGGCUAUGGUAUAAUGUAUCAUAUAGAGCGCUUCAAGCUUUGAAGUUCCAAUUAUGGUUUGUUUUGUUUUUUACGGGGGAGGGGAUUGCUGGCCUCAAGCUCAAUGGGUUACUCAGGGAGAUUUAAGAAUACGUUGACCAGGAAUAAAGCCUGGGUCUCCGGCGUGGUUCGCGAGGAUUCUCCCAUUCAACUACCGACGGACUUUACUUCUGUUUUAUCCGUCCUGAAUUCAGAAUUAGUUGUAGGUAAGUCUUCUGUUGCGGAGUGCUAACGGAUCUCAAACCAGCAUGAAACAGUUGUCUAAAGCUGUUUGGCUGUUAAUCAUUCUUUAACUGAUGUCAAUUCUUGAUGAGGUUUUCUUCUGCAGUCAAUCCAUUUUGUGUACACUAUCCAAAUGAAUAAAAGUGAACACUCCAAGAUUUAUACAUUUCCAAUCAUCUGUCAGUGUGUUUGUGGUGGAAUGUUUGCUAGCUGCUUACGUGGUGCAGGUUCGAUUCCCAACUGAUGCACUCCUAAACUUUGUUUAGCUUGUAGUAAACCCAGAAAAGACCAGAUGUUGAACUUGAAUCGGGCAAUCUUAUCUCGUGAAAAUGAAACACCAUCGCUACCAAAACUUCAGUGCUCAAGCUGGUAGCCUUAUUUUCCGAUCGGAAUGUGAAGGAAUCAAGAAGAAUGAAGAAUCAACUUUGCAAGUGCAUAAUCGUUGUGGUAGGCGUUAUUUUUGUUUUCCAGUGUAACAACAGAAGACAAGGGCCAGGCAACAGAUCGUUUUAUUAUGAAAAUCAACACGUAUUUAUACAUAUUUCAACUACAUUAUUAUAGACAAGCGCAGUCAUCUGAUUGGUUGUUUAUCAGAAGUUAGGUAGACAAACGCAGGCUUCUGAUUGGUUGUUGACUCAGCCUUGUUGACAUUUUCUCACGGCCCAUAUUGAUGACCUUGACCUUAACGUAGAUUAGUGCCAACCAAUCGGCUAGCAGCCUGCUCUCACCACACCAGUUAUUCCAAGUUUUUCUUCUUCCUUCUGCCUGUUAAAUAUCGUCUACUUCCCCUCUAUAUUACAGGAUGAUUAUUGUAGUAUGCAGGUAACUUCAUGGUCUGAUUCACCUAAAUCCAAUGCUGUUCAAUUCAAAGAUGCAUUCGUCGACAGUGUAAAUUAUAUUACUGAAUUGAUUAAAAAGUCUUCAGAUAAUCGAUGAAGAGAAAUGCACAGUUACACAACAGUUCAUGUAUUUGCAUGUGUGGUUCAUCCCAUCGGCCUGGGAGGCGAGAGGGAGAGGGUUGACAGCGGUAGCAAUAUUCUUUGUAUAUAAAGAUAUGCCAUGAAUGAUUUUAAAUAGUUUAUUAUUUACUCUCUAGGUUUUAGUUUUUAUUAACUGCGAAUGUUUCGAUAUCAAUCUGGUUAUCAAAACCAAUGCAACUUUGUGUAAACUGAGAUUUCUCUUUCGUAAUCAACUGUUUCUGGAUUUCUAUUUUACUAGUAAACAAGUUGAUUGUCUUUCGCAUUUCGGUUUUUAGUUCUUUGAUAGAUAAUAAAUGACUGACAAUACAUUUUGUUAUGAUCUGAUGUGUUUAAACAUU
Messenger RNA from Trichobilharzia regenti, 3446 nucleotides. The record is from the annotation of a GenBank genome assembly. Lineage: Eukaryota; Metazoa; Platyhelminthes; Trematoda; Strigeidida; Schistosomatidae.